Geosmithia morbida is the source of this 2148-nucleotide messenger RNA. RefSeq lists its product as hypothetical. The coding region runs from base 1 to 2148 and encodes 715 amino acids. NCBI's taxonomy places the organism in Eukaryota, Fungi, Ascomycota, Sordariomycetes, Hypocreales, Bionectriaceae. The record is from RefSeq and is a predicted model, not a curated record. The transcript has a single exon.
AUGUCGAGCUACGAACCGUACGAGCGGGAUUAUUCCCGCCGCUACGUGCGCGAGGAGCGUCGAGACGAGCGAGACCCGCGCUUCCUCGAGAGCCGCGACUACGCCGCCAGGACCGCCCAUCGCGAGCUCGUGCCCCGGGCCGCCCGCCGGGAGGAUAGUGAACUUUCCGUCGAGGAGAUCCGGCGCGACUUCCCUCCCCCCAGCGGUGGUCGCGACACCUACCGCGCCCGGUCGGCCGAGCCUAGCUACGGCGACGGCGGGGACGGCUACUACUACGAGGACGACUACUACCGGGACGACGGGACGGGUCGCAGGCGCCACCACCACCACCGCCACCAACGCCAUGGCGGCGGCAGCUCGCGCUACGACUACGACGACGGCCGCUCCUACAAAUCGUCCUCGUCCGCCGUGACGGGCGAUGGCAGGAGGAAGAAGGGCACCAUCUCCAAGGAGGAGAAGAUCAUCGCCGCCAUCGCCGGCGCGGCCCUCCUGGCUGGCGGCAAGGAGAUGUACGAUCGCCGCGAGGCCAAGCAGGACGGCCACGGCCACGGGCAGGUCGACCGCAACGUCCUGGCCUCGGCCGCCCUCGCCGGCGUCGGCGCCCUGGCCGCCUACCAGGGUAUCGAGUUCUACAACAAGUCGCAGGCCAGGAAGGACAAGAAGGCCACCUACAUCCUGCACCGCGGCCGCGACGGGAACAUCAGCGAGUACUACUCGGACGACGACGGCGACGACGACGACGACGACGACGUCUCGAGGAAGCACCGCAAGGGCGCCAAGAACUUCCUCGAGAGCGCCAUCGCCGCCACCGGCCUUGGAGCCGCCGUCAAGUCCCUGACGGGCGGCGGCCACGACGACGACAAGAGCAGCCGCCACCGCUCCGGCUCCGACGUCAGCACCCGCUCCCAUCGCUCCCGUGGCGGCGGCGGCGGCGGCGGCGGCGAGAACAAGAUACAGAAGUCCGCCAUGGCCGCCCUGCUCGCCGGCGCCACCGAGGCUUUCCGCGUCGCCAAGGAGCCCGGAGGUUGGAAGGGCGAGAAGGCAAAGCGCAUACUGACGGUGGCGGCCGGUGCCGCCACCGUCGACGCCGCCCACGGCGACAAGCACGGGAAGCUCGGCCUGGCCGAGUCCGUCAUCGGCGGUCUCGUCGGCAACAGGCUGAUCAACGGCUCCAAGAACGACAUUGAGGAGGAUCGCACCACCGGCCGCAGCCGCUCCCGCUCGCGCGCCCGGUCUGGCAGCCGUGGCGGCGGCGGUGGCGGCGGCGGCGGCAGCGGUCUGGCAGCGCUGGCCACGGCCGGCCUCGGCGCCCUGGGUGCCAAGAAGGUGCUCGACUCCAACAGGGACGGGUCGCGCAGCAGGAGCCGAAGCCGCGACCGGAGCCGGACCCGUCGCAGCCGCAGCCGCAGCGUCGUCGACCGCGCCCGCGACGGUCUCGCCGACCUGGGCAUCGGGGGCGGCUCGCGCAGGGCCAGGGACUACAGCGACGACGACGGUGACGAGCGCUACCGCCAAGACGACUACGGUGAUCGCCGCGGCGGCGGCUACGCGGACGGAAAGAGCCGACCGUCCCGUCAUCGCCGCUCGGGCUACGCGUCGGGCUCGGACCUGGGCGACUCGGACGAGGACGAGAAGCGCGCCAGGAAGAUGAAAGGUAAGCAGAUACUCAGCACGGGACUGGCCACGGCGGCCACCAUCAACGCGGCGCACGAGGUCUACGAGAGCUUGGAGAAGAGGCAGGCGCGGCAGAAGGCCCUGAGGGAGGGCCGUAUCAGCCACGAGCAGUCGGAGAGGAUGAAGAGGAAGAACAUUAUGCAGGACCUCGCGUCCGUGGGCAUCGCCGCCCUGGGCGUGCGCAACGCCAUGUCCAAGGUCAAGGAGGCCAGGCACGCUUCGCACGAGUGUCGUGAUUUCAAGUCGGAAAAGAAGCUGAGGCACCAGAGACGGCUCGAGCAGACGAGCCACCCUCAUCACCGUGACGACCACCACUACGGCGGUGGUCGUCGCAGCGAGAGCAGCCACAGAAGUACAGGUCCAAGGCGUCCCCCUCUUGACGGCUACGACAGUGACGACGACGAGGAUUGGUCUAUCGAUCCACCACCUCGUCGUCGGUAUAGUCAUGACGAUCGGGGCGUCUCUGGCUGGUGA